This is a messenger RNA of Fundulus heteroclitus (mummichog), 4370 nucleotides long. RefSeq lists its product as uncharacterized. Gene Ontology annotation, molecular function: nucleic acid binding. Lineage: Eukaryota; Metazoa; Chordata; Actinopteri; Cyprinodontiformes; Fundulidae. Gene Ontology annotation, biological process: DNA integration. The transcript is spliced from 2 exons. Bases 101 to 3925 code for a protein of 1274 amino acids. The record is from RefSeq and is a predicted model, not a curated record.
GGAUGACCAGAGUAAUCGCUCUUUAGCUAGACCAGAGUUUUUUCAAAAAUUUAAAGUAAAGAGCAAACCCUUUACAUAUCACCUUCGAACGUGCUCAGGUAUGAUUGAAACAUCUGGCAAAAGGGCAGAAGGAUUUCAGAUUGAAUCAAUGGAUGGGAAGGUUCAGAUCACACUUCCGCCACUCAUCGAAUGUCCAGAGAUUCCGAAUAACCGAUCUGAAAUUCCAACACCAAGCGCAGUACAACAACAGCCUCAUCUUUGUCACUUGGCAGAUCAGAUUCCAGAACUGGAUCCAGAUGCAGAAAUCCUACUUUUGCUUGGAAGGGAUGUUUUAAGAGCACACAAGGUUAGGCAGCAGGUUAAUGGACCACACAAUGCCCCUUUUGCCCAACGUUUAGAUUUAGGUUGGGUUGUGAUUGGAGAAGUUUGUCUUGGGGAUGUUCAUAAGCCAGUGAUAAGCACAUACAAGACAAAUGUGCUGGAAAGACAUCGUCAUUCCAUUUUUCCACCCUGUACAAGCCACAUUCAUGUUAAAGAAAGCGACAAAACUCUUAGCAGAUUCACCGAGCCAGAAAAGAUGCUCGGCAGUCAAGUAUUUGUCCAAACAGAGAAUGACAACAAGCCUGGUCCAUCUCUGGAAGAUACAGUGUUCCUACAUAUAAUGGACAAGAAUGUUUACAAAGGCGAGAGCAACCACUGGGUUGCCCCACUCCCAUUCAGGGAACCACGACAACGACUACCUAAUAAUAAAGAGCAGGCAGUCAAACGGUUUGUAUCUCUGCGGCGAACUCUUGAACGGAAACCUGAGAUGCAGAACCAGUAUGUGACCUUCAUGGAGAAGAUAUUCACCAAUGGACAUGCAGAGUUAGCUCCACCAUUGAAAGAAGGAGAAGAGUGUUGGUACCUCCCCACAUUCGGCGUUUAUCAUCCACAAAAACCCAACAACAUCAGGGUGGUUUUUGACUCCAGUGCCCAGUACUUGGGAAUCUCCCUCAAUGAUGUACUCCUCUCAGGGCCUGAUCUUAACAAUUCUCUUCUUGGUGUUCUGUUACGUUUCAGGAAGGAAAAGAUUGCAAUAAUAGCAGACAUCCAACAAAUGUUUUAUUGUUUCCAAGUGUGUGAAGACCACCGCAAUUUUCUGCGUUUCUUAUGGCACAAAGACAAUGAUGUCAACCAGGAAGUAGUGGAAUAUAGAAUGAAAGUCCACGUUUUUGGCAACAAGCCAUCUCCUGCUGUGGCUAUUUACGGGCUGCGGAGGGCCAUCAGAGAGGAAGCGCAGAGGUUCGGUGCUGAUACCAUCGAUUUUGUAGAAAGGCAUUUUUAUGUGGAUGAUGGAUUAAUGUCAGUACCAUCUGAGGCUGAUGCAAUAGACCUCUUGCAGCGGACAAAAAAUUCACUGGCUGAGUCAAACAUCCGCCUACACAAGUUUGUGUCUAACAGUCAGUCAGUCACAGAAGCUUUUCCGCCAGAGGACUGUGCUCCAAUGACCAAGGAUCUCGAUCUUGAACAAGAAGCUACACCCACUCAGCGCAGCUUAGGUCUUCUUUGGGAGAUUACGACUGACAUGUUCACUUUCUCAGCAUCGACUAGAAGCAAGCCGUUCACUCGUCGGGGAGUUCUCUCUACUGUUAACAGCAUUUUUGACCCCUUGGGAUUACUGGCCCCUGUCACAAUCUAUGGAAGAGCUCUUCUCAGGGAACUAGCAACUGAAACGAAUGAAUGGGAUAGUCCAUUACCAGAAGAAAAGCGUCAAAAAUGGGAAACCUGGAGGGAUUCACUUCAAGACCUGAAGCAGCUUCAUGUUCCCCGCAUGUACACGCAGACCUCACUCAGUACAGCUGUAAAUACUGAAUUGCACGUGUUCUCAGAUGCAUCAUGUAAGGCCAUUGGGGCUGUAGCUUACUUAAGAGCAGUUCAAGAGGAAGGACAAACUGAGGUGGGUUUUGUUAUGGCCAAGGCUAAGCUUGCCCCUCAGUCUGAACCUACAAUCCCCAGGCUUGAACUUUGUGCUGCGGUAUUGGCUGUAGAAAUGGCAGAUCUCAUUCAAGAAGAGUUGGAUGUGAAAAUAGAUGAAGUAAAGUUCUAUACCGACAGUAAAGUGGUCCUUGGCUACAUAUGCAAUGAGUCGAGACGAUUCUAUGUUUAUGUUCACAAUAGAGUGAUGCGCAUUCACCAAUCUUCAAGACCAACGCAAUGGAACUACGUGUGCACAGACGAGAACCCAGCUGACCAUGCGUCACGAUCUGUGCCUCCAUCCCAGGUAGCUAAGACUUCGUGGUUCACCGGACCCUCUUUUCUCUAUCAAUCACCUGAAGGCCGACAUUGUACAGAUCGGAGGUUUGAGCUGAUUGAACCAGAUAAAGACAGUGAAAUCAGACCACAAGUUCAGACCUGUUCUACUGUCGUAGAAAAAGCUACUCUUUCUACGGAUCGCUUCAAACGGUUUUCAUCAUUUAGCUCCCUGUUGAGAGGAGUUGCAUAUUUGAUCCACAUGGCAAAAUCCUUCAAGCGUUCCAACCACAAGACUCAGUGUGUAGGUUGGCAUAAAUGCAACUUAUCCCGCUCUGCUGAAGAAAUAGCUCAAGCUAAAAAAGCCAUCCUAAAAGCAGUGCAAACAGCAGCUUUUGGAAAAGAAAGGUCAGCUCUACUGGCUAAGAAAACCGUGUCGGGAAAUAGCCUUCUGCAGAAACUAAGACCAAUCUUAGAAGAUGACCUGAUUUGUGUUGGAGGCAGGCUGAAGUACUCUGAACUGACACCUGCAGAAAGGAAUCCUGUCGUCCUACCUAAAGAUGAUCAUGUAUCUCUCCUUCUAACAAGACAUUACCAUGAGCAGGUGCAACACCAAGGUCGUCAUCUGACUGAAGGAGCCAUAAGAGCAGGAGGCUUGUGGUUAUUAGGAGGCAAGUUUCUGGUAAAAUCACUUAUCCAUAAGUGUAUAACUUGUCGUAAACUACGUGGGAAAAUGGAAGAACAACAGAUGGCAGAUUUGCCACCGGAACGACUUAAAGUAAGUCCUCCCUUUACCUAUGUAGGCGUGGAUGUUUUCGGGCCCUGGUCUGUGACGGCAAGGCGCACGCGAGGAGGGCACUCAGAGUCAAAACGAUGGGCAAUUCUUUUCAGCUGCAUGACUUCAAGAGCAGUCCACAUUGAGCUAAUAGAAUCUCUAGACACAUCUAGCUGCAUUAAUGCUUUGAGACGGUUUUUUGCAUUGAGAGGACCAGCCAAACAGCUCAGAUCUGAUUGUGGCACAAACUUUAUUGGGGCUUGCAAGGAGCUACAGAUGGACACAAGAAUGCAGAAGUUCCUCACUGAUCAGGAAUGUGUCUGGGAAUUCAACCCACCUCAUGCUUCUCACAUGGGGGGUUCAUGGGAGCGGAUGAUUGGCAUAGCAAGGAGGAUUUUGGAUGCUAUGCUACUCCAGCAAAACAUCUCCUUGACUCAUGAAGUCCUAUGUACUCUAAUGUCAGAAGUUACUGCCAUUAUCAAUGCCCGUCCCUUAAUGCCUGUGUCUACAGAUCCAGACAAUCCUUUCAUCUUGUCACCUGCAAUGCUUCUUACCCAAAAGGUUGGAGUCCCACCACCUCCUGGAAAUUUUCCUGAAAAAGACUUGUUUACUAGGCAGUGGAGGCAAGUACAAGCAUUGGCGAAUCAGUUUUGGUCUCGUUGGAGACGAGAGUACCUGCCAUCUUUACAGCAACGUUCGAAAUGGACGGUACCCAAAAGAAACUUACACAUAGGAGAUUUAGUUCUUCUGAAAGACAAACAGGUUCCUCGCAACUGUUGGCCAAUGGCUAGGAUUACUGCCACAUUCCCAGGACAGGAUGGAUAUGUAAGAAAGGUCGAGGUCACAACAGCAGAGCAAGGCAACCCAAAAACAUAUCUUAGGCCUGUCACAGAAGUUGUUUUGCUUCUGCCUAGUGAAUGACUUAUGGACUAAUGUUUGAUGAUCCAAAGGCACAGUGACCUCACUGAGGUCAGACGGGGAGUGUGCUGCCUUGACAGCAUUUUUUCUUUGAUAUUUUAAGGAUAUUGCGUUAAUGGCAUUGUAAGUUAUUUUUUAUUGCAAUAAGUUCGAAGGCUUUUAUUUUGAAGGAUUACUGUGUUGUUCGCAACGAACUUCCUGUUUGAUCAUUUCCGGUUUUCUCCGUGAGCUGCAGCAAGCAUGGCUGAAUGUGUUUUGUCUUCAGCAUCUAAUCCUGUGCCAUCCGCUAGAAAUUAAGUUGAAGCAAUGCUUUUUCACCCAGCUUAUGAUAAGGGGAAGUCAACAGUAAAUGCUCAAUCUUACUACACGUCUCCCUCUCAUCAAUUUGCUGUGGUUUACCUCGGUGUUUAGUCGGAGUUGUUACACUUUUGGAUGAGAACACUACAGU